Molecule: messenger RNA, 1590 nt
Organism: Aspergillus uvarum CBS 121591
Lineage: Eukaryota; Fungi; Ascomycota; Eurotiomycetes; Eurotiales; Aspergillaceae
Product: chitobiosyldiphosphodolichol beta-1,4 mannosyltransferase
Exons: 3
Coding region: 150-1544 (464 amino acids)
Cellular component (GO): endoplasmic reticulum
Molecular function (GO): mannosyltransferase activity
Source: RefSeq, a predicted model, not a curated record
GAUAGACAUACUUCUGCUGGCUUAGCGAUACAUGGUUGAGACGCCUAUUGAUCGCGCGUCAUUUAUUUGAUUCACUAUUGCCGUGCAUAAUGCUGGAUCAUCUGUCAUCGACUUCAUAACCCCCUCAAGAGCUUGAUCCGUCGUACAUCAUGCUCGCAACUCUCAUCAGCAUCGCCUUUUACGCAUCUACAGCGCUCACGCUGGCAAUCAUUUUCCUCUCCCCAUCAAGAUAUACACCCCAACUUGCCUCUGAAAGUGAUGGCUCCGACAAACCAAAGACAACCGUCCAAGUUCUUGUACUAGGGGACAUCGGUCGCAGCCCGCGCAUGCAGUACCAUGCGCUCAGCGUAGCGAGAGGCGGAGGCCAAGUGGACAUCAUCGGCUACCAUGAAUCGGAAGUCCACCCCGAGAUCACCGCCCACCCCCGAAUUUCCAUUGUCGCGCUCCCCCCGCACCCGACCUUCCUCCAAACAAGCAACAAGCUUCUCUUCCUCCUCUUCGGACCCCUCAAAGUGCUAUUCCAGCUCGGCUGUCUCUGGUGGAUUCUCGCCUACCGAACCAAGCCCGCCAAAUGGCUUCUCGUCCAAAACCCCCCAUCCAUCCCCACCCUCGCCAUCGCCACCCUCACUAGCCUCCUCCGUCAGACCAGCCUAAUAAUCGAUUGGCACAACUUUGGCUACACGAUCCUGGCCCUCAAGCUCGGCGACGCCCACCCGCUCGUCCGCCUCUCCCAGCGCUACGAGCGCUUCUUCGGCCAAUACGCGACGGCGCACCUCUGCGUCACCAACGCGAUGGCCACCGUCCUCGCACGAGACCUCGGGAUCCGUCGUGCCCCGAUCCUCCCUCUCCACGACCGGCCCGCCGACCACUUCCAGCCGAUCUCCGACCCCGCCGCGCGCGCCGCCUUUCUCCGCUCCCUCCCGCAGACCGAGCCCGUGCGCCCGCUCCUCGCGACCAACGCCCUCCGCGUCCUGGUUAGCUCCACCUCCUGGACCGCGGACGAGGACUUCUCCGUGCUCAUCGAUGCCCUGUGCCGAUACUCCGCGCUGGCGCGGCAGCAGCAGAGCAGCCCCUCAGAACUCCCCGCCAUCCUGGCGAUCAUCACGGGCAAAGGACCCCAGAAGGAGAUGUAUCUCCGGCGCAUUCGGGAGCUGGAAGCAGCGGGGAGGCUGGAGAAGGUGACGAUCUGCACCGCGUGGCUGAGCAUGGAGGACUAUGCGCGCCUGCUGGCGUCGGCGUCGCUGGGCGUCAGCCUGCACACCAGCAGCAGUGGCGUGGAUCUGCCCAUGAAGGUCGUGGACAUGUUCGGCGCCGGGUUGCCGGUGGUCGGGUGGAAUCGGUUCGAGGCAUGGCCCGAACUCGUGACGGAGGGGGUCAAUGGGCUUGGGUUCGGGAGCUCGGAGGAGCUGGUGGGCCAUCUCGUGGAGCUGUUUAAAGAUGAUACGAAGCUGGAACGUCUGCGGGACGGGGCUCGCAAGGAGAGUGCCCGUCGUUGGGAUGAUGAGUGGAAUCCCGUGGCGGGGAAGCUGCUGGGGCUGUAUUAGUGCCAUUACCGAUAUAAUCAAUACAUAUAGCAAUUUAUUCCUUCUU